AUGCGUAACGUCGCUGCAGCUGCUCUCCUCGCUGCCGCCAAUAUGGUGAGCGCUCAGGAUAAGGUCGGGUUUGGACCAGCAUUCUCCCUCGGUCCCACUCAGUCUUGGAUCCGUGAGGCGACUACGACUCUCGUUCUUCCUCCCGUGCCUAGUCCCCAAAAGGAUCGUCUUGCUCUUUGGCCCGGCAUGGGUACCAGCGGCGGUGACCUUAUCCAGGCUCUUGCUGUCUCCUUCAGCGAUCCCAAGGCGAACUGCGGUGCUAGCGUCGGUCAGUGGUGCACUUGGGCCAGCACUCUUCAAGGAGAGCAGCUCGGAGGCACGCAAGUUCCUGCUUCUGCCGGUGACAAGCUCACCAUGCACUACAAAUACAACGACAGCACCGGCAAGUAUGAUCAGACCGUCUCUCUCAACGGCAAGGUAGUGUCGACUCUUUCAACGAGCUCUGGAAACGCCGAGGGCUGGGGUACUGCUGUUGAAUGCCAAGACGAUGCUUGUGUCGGUACGGUUGUUGCUCACAAGUACACAGGUACGACCAUCAUACUCAACGCCGCCGAUAAUACCUUCGGCAAGACCCUCGGUCUCAACGAGGCCGACUCGUCUGGGCUUACCACUUCCGACAACGGCAAGACCUGGAAGGUUGAUACUAUCAACAUCCACACACAUACCUUCAACAACUAG
Colletotrichum paranaense is the source of this 678-nucleotide messenger RNA. RefSeq lists its product as uncharacterized. NCBI's taxonomy places the organism in Eukaryota, Fungi, Ascomycota, Sordariomycetes, Glomerellales, Glomerellaceae. Bases 1 to 678 code for a protein of 225 amino acids. The record is from RefSeq and is a predicted model, not a curated record. The transcript has 5 exons.